AUGAUGACUAUGAGUGAGGCUCUAGUCCACAAAAGGAACAUAUUGCUUAAGUUCUGCCUGUGGAAGAUGUUCUUCUCUGCAUGGUCACCAACUGGACAUUCUAGGUACAGUAGCCUUCCAGAAGUAGUGAUACCCUUGAGGGUCAAUGUCACUGACAGAAAUAAUAUUUCCCGUGGUUGGCUGUCCUAUAGCCUGCACGUGGGGGGACAGAGACACAUAAUCACUAUGAAACCAAAGAAAAACUUGAUAUCCAGAAACUUCUUAUUACUCACUUAUAGUGAACAAGGAGAUCCAAUUGAAGAACAGCCUUUUGUGCAGAAUGAAUGCUACUACCAUGGCUAUGUGGAUGAAGACCCAGAAUCCCUGGUCAUUGUUCACACCUGUUUUGGGAGUUUGCAAGGCAUACUAGACAUAAAUGGCACAAUCUAUGAAAUCAUGCCCAAGAGCUCAACUUCAACAUUUGAACAUCUGGCUUACAAAAUGGACAGUGAGGAGUCAGAAUCAAUUCCCAUUAGAUGCGGGUUAACCUAAGAUGAAAUAGCAAGGCAAAUGAAGUUUCAAGAAAGAGUUGCCCCAACAUUUUGGAAAAUCCCACUAGACAAUUGGUGGACCCACCACAUGUUUAUUGAUUUUUAUGUUGUAAUAGACCAUAAACGAUAUGUUUAUAGAAAGAACAAUAUCACAACUUGUCUUCAAGAUAUGUUGGAAAUACUCAAUGCACUAAAUGGGUAUUAUCUUCAAAUGGAUAUUGAUGUGAUUUUAACAAAACUUCAAAUUUGGAGCCAAAGAAAUCUUAUCAAUGUAGAUCAAAAUAUCCAUAAACUCCUAGGUGACUUCUGCUAUUGGAAGGCAGCCUCAAUUGGCAAUCAAAUUAGACAUGAUGCCAAACACUUUUUUGUUAGACAUCAUUAUAAAUAUUUAGGGAUAGCUUUUACACGUGCAAUUUGUUUAACUGAUAAUUGUGCAGUUAACAGUUUUAUAUCUGAUAACAUGUUACACAUCGCAUACCUUGUAGCACAUGAGAUGGGUCACAAUUUGGGUUUUCGGCAUGAUGAAGAGGAAUGUGUUUGUGGGAUAGAAAAGAAAUGCAUAAUGUACCCAACUCUACCACAUCACCCCAAAUUCAGUAACUGUAGUUUUAAUUAUCUGCAAUCAAAUAAAUAUCAAAUAUUUUGCUUAUACGAUACACCAGAAACUCCAGAAACACUAGUAACAACAAACCUGACCGAAUGUGGGAAUUACUUGGUUGAGGAAGGAGAACAGUGUGAUUGUGGGAGCUCUGAAUCCUGUUCAGAAGAUCCAUGCUGUAGUGAGGACUGUGUUCUCAAACCUGAUGCUCAAUGUGCUUCUGGGCUUUGUUGCCAACAUUGCAAGUUCCUUCAAACAGGCUCAGUGUGUAGAAAAGAGAAAAAUGAGUGUGACCUUCCAGAGUCGUGCAAUGGAACUUAUGAGUGUCCAACAGAUGUGUAUAAAGAAGUCGGAAGCCCUUGCAGUGGUGAUGGUUAUUGCCAUAAGAUGGAGUGUCAUCAUCCACUCCAUCAUGAUGAACAGUGUCAGAAGAUUUUUGGCAAGGGAAGUCGAAGUGCACAUGGAAUUUGCUAUCUGGAAGUGAACAAACGGGGUGACCGUUUUGGUAACUGUGGUAUUGAUACCUAUGAAUACAGAGAAUGUGAACAUGCUGAUGUACUCUGUGGGCGAAUUCAGUGUGAGAAUGUGACAAAACUUCCCCAAAGGAGAAACCAUGAAACAUUGCAUUUCACUCACUUCAGUAAUAUCCCGUGCUGGACUAUAGACUAUCAUUUUGGGAUAACCUUACAUGACAUUGGAGCAGUGAAUGAUGGCACAGCUUGUGGUCCACAGCAUUUAUGUAUUGACAGAAAGUGUGUCUACUUGUCGAGUCUGUCAAGUGUACCAACUCCUGUGCCUAGUGUACCAGCUCCUGUGCCUAGUGUACCAGCUCCUGUGCCUAAUGUACCAGCUCCUGUGCCUAAUGAACCAGUUCCUCUGCCUGAUAUACCAGCUCCUGUGCCUACUGUACCAGCUUCUGUGUCUAGUGGACCAGCUCCUGUGCCUAGUGGACCAGCUCCUGUGCCUAGUGGACUAGCUCCUGAGCCUUCAUCUCCUUCCAAUUGGAGUAUGUACUUGAUAGCUUUUUUAGUUAUGUGUGUGCUUGGCUUAAUUUCUUUGUAUGUCCUAUUUGAAUUAAGGAUAUUACCUCUAAAAAAAGUGGUGCCAAACACAGAAUCUGGUGAUAGACAUCUUACCUGA
Molecule: messenger RNA, 2268 nt
Organism: Grammomys surdaster
Lineage: Eukaryota; Metazoa; Chordata; Mammalia; Rodentia; Muridae
Product: disintegrin and metalloproteinase domain-containing protein 26A-like
Biological process (GO): male gonad development; proteolysis
Cellular component (GO): sperm head plasma membrane; plasma membrane; external side of plasma membrane
Molecular function (GO): metalloendopeptidase activity
Source: RefSeq, a predicted model, not a curated record